Molecule: messenger RNA, 2662 nt
Organism: Trichosurus vulpecula (common brushtail)
Lineage: Eukaryota; Metazoa; Chordata; Mammalia; Diprotodontia; Phalangeridae
Gene: DTX2
Product: deltex E3 ubiquitin ligase 2
Exons: 10
Coding region: 216-2099 (627 amino acids)
Biological process (GO): protein ubiquitination; Notch signaling pathway
Cellular component (GO): nucleoplasm
Molecular function (GO): ubiquitin protein ligase activity; zinc ion binding
Source: RefSeq, a predicted model, not a curated record
GGGGAGCGACGACGCCGGGGUUUCAGUGUAGCUGCUUCCCAUCCCUCUCCUCGGCCCUGCCUCGGAACUGAGCCCAGCCUGGACCGGACCGGUCCCUGCUGCCGGCCAGGCCACCCGGAACCCCGGUCUGAAGGAAGUGACAAGCAAUGAGCUUCAGGGACGCUGCCCAGCUGGUGUAGCUUGAAGACCUUCUGGGGAGCCAGGCACCCGUGAAGAUGGCCACAUACCCCAGCCCUAUAGUGGUGGCUGUGUGGGAAUGGCAGGAUGAGGUGGGCACGUGGCACCCCUACAGUGCAACUGUCUGUAACUAUAUAGAGCAGCAAUUCAUGACUCAAAAGGGCCAGCGAUAUGGAUUGGGAAGCUUGGCCACUAGUAUUCCCUUGGGCCAAGCUGAUCCCACACUGGCGCCCUACAUCAUCGACCUCCCCAGCUGGACCCAGUUUCGUCAGGACACAGGGACCAUGCGUUCUGUGCGGCGCCAUCUCUACCCUCAGCAGUCGGCUCCGGGCAGGGGGAUCAUCUGGGAGUGGCUGAAUGAUGAUGGCGUCUGGACUGCCUAUGAGAUGAACGUCUGUGAAUACCUGGAACAGCAGCUGGCCGUGGGGAACCAUCUCAUUGACCUGUCUCCCCUGGGCUACAACUACGAUGUGGAUUCCAGCACCUACACUCAGGUUAACAAGACGUCGAGUUUCCGCCGUCGCGUGCAGCGCCGCCAGGGUCCCACUUACCCCGUGACGGCUGUCAUCGCCGUGCCUGGCCACACGGGAGUGGCUUGCUCCUGCCACCAGUGCCUCGCAAACAGUGGGUCUGGCCCUGUCAACAACCGCUACAGACACUCAAUGACCCACCUCCCUGCGUAUGUGACGCCCCAGCCCACCCACCGGACUGCCCCCAUGGGGAUCUAUACAGGCUACGCACCCUACAGCAAGCCUUCCUUGUCUGGGGCCAGGUCUGCUCCGAGGCUCAAUGUUUCCAACCCCUGGAGCAUGGUAGCCCCUGUUAUGGGAGUGGUCUCCGUCUACCCAUCCAGCCUUCCACAACUUGUACCUCAGCGCCCGCCCUCAGGACCUGCUGCAGCUAAAAUCAGUAGUUCCUUCCCAGGCCUCCCUGUGACCGUCCCUGCCAGCGUCCCCGCCAGCGUCCCCUCCAGCAUCCCCAACAACACCUCAGCGAGUGCCCCUGCUAGCGUCCCCAGCGUGCCUGUGCAGAUGCCGAAGCCCAGCAAAGUCCAGCAGGCCCUCACAGGCAUGACGAGUAUUCUGAUGUCAGCCAUCGGACUCCCUGUGUGUUUCACCCGUGCACCACAGCCUGCCAGCCCUCCUGCCUCCUGUAUGCCCACUAAAAAUCACAGCUCAGUCAAGAGACUGAGGAAAAUGUCCAUGAAAGAUGCAGCAUCCCCAUCCCGGGAGCCUGAGCAGGUGCUUAAAAACUUCUCUGAAGAGCUGAAGACACCCCCUGAUGAGGACUGCAUCAUCUGUAUGGAGAAGUUGUCCUCGUCCUCUGGUUACAGCGAUGUGAUAGAGAGCAAGAAAAUCGGUCCCGACGUCGUGGGGCGGCUCACCAAAUGCAGCCACGCCUUUCACCUGCUCUGCGUGCUGGCCAUGUACCGAACUGGGAACAAGGACGGAAGCCUUCAGUGCCCUUCCUGCAAAACUAUCUAUGGAGAGAAAACAGGAACUCAGCCCAAAGGAAAGAUGGAGUUUGCUGUGUUCAAGGCCUCCCUCCCUGGCCACGAAGACUGUGGGACGAUAGAAAUCAUUUAUAACAUCCCUCGAGGAAUUCAGGGUCCCGAGCAUCCAAACCCAGGAAAGCCGUUCACAGCCAGGGGGUUUCCCCGUCACUGCUACCUCCCUGACAAUGCCCAGGGCAGAAAGGUUUUGGAACUUCUAAAGGUGGCCUGGAAGAGGCGCCUGAUCUUCACGGUCGGAACCUCAAGCACCACGGGUGAGACGGACACGGUGGUGUGGAAUGAGAUCCACCACAAAACAGAGAUGGGCCACAAUGUGACCGGCCAUGGCUACCCCGACCCCAACUACCUGGACAACGUGCUGGCCGAGCUGGCCGCACAGGGAGUGACCGAAGACUGUCUCAACAAGUGAUCCCCCAGAGCCCCCAGGACUGAGACGCCGGCCGGGGCCUUGCGGUUGUCCUUCGGAGCCCUAGCCCAGGGGACCCACCACCGCUCUGCAACUCGCACCGCCUUAUGUCCCCAUGUCGUCCCUCAUCCUCUUUGGAGCAAUAAUGCAUUUGGGGCUUGGUCGUUGACCAAACGGUCCAGAGGUCGUUUUUAUCUAAGGUCUCGAUAUUUUUCCGUGAUGUCGAUGCUGUAUGCCAGGGUGUCUUGCUACACUGGAUGCCUGCAAUUUUUUCUAGUUUGCACAUCUUGACUUACUCUAUUCGAUCUGUCCACAGAAAAGGCCACAAGCCUGGGUAGUCGUCUGGCGGGUCCGAAAGAUGCAGCUACCUCGAUUAAUCUAGACCCGUUCUGUCUCCUAGCUGUGGUCGGCUCCAGAUUGGUGGUGCCUGCAAGGCGUCCUUUGAGGAGACGACCUCCCGCCCACCCAUUUUGAUGGGCUCUGGGGCAGCUCUUCCUUCAUACCUCACUGCUGGUUUUAGGAAUUUCUAUACUUUUUUUUUUCUUGCAAUAAACUCAAAAUGCCUA